UUGUUUUAUUGAAUAGUAUCACAUCACCCCUUACAGUUUUUAGUUAGCUACUACGUAAAACUUAGUUUCUGAGAUUAUCUAUACGUAAGAAUAUAUACACAUAUACAAACACAAUGGCAAGCUCACAGAAGCAAAGGCAAGAACUCGAUGCCAAAGCAAAGCAAGGUGAAACUGUCGUCCCUGGUGGAACUGGUGGCCAGAGCCUCGAGGCUCAGGAACACCUUGCUGAAGGACGGAGCCGAGGAGGGCAGACAAGGAGCGAACAGUUGGGCCACGAGGGCUACCAAGAGAUGGGCCGCAAAGGUGGGCUGAGCACCACCGACAAGUCUGGUGGAGAAAGAGCCGAAGAAGAAGGAAUUCAAAUCGACGAGUCCAAGUUCAGAACCAAAAAUGAUAAAUAGUUUUCCUCAGAACAAACUACUCAAUCUAGGGGGUUUAAUAAUGUAGUCUCUUAUCAUGUUUUAGCCUACUUAGUUUAAAUAAGCACCCCCUUUACAGUAGGGGUCUGUUUUAGGUCUCUGUAAUUUACAUAGUGUUACUAGGUAAUGUAUCUACAUGUUACUUUUUAUGUACGUACUUAGUUUUAUUUGGGUU
Molecule: messenger RNA, 594 nt
Organism: Cannabis sativa
Lineage: Eukaryota; Viridiplantae; Streptophyta; Magnoliopsida; Rosales; Cannabaceae
Product: protein EMB-1-like
Exons: 2
Coding region: 114-401 (95 amino acids)
Biological process (GO): response to abscisic acid
Cellular component (GO): cytosol
Source: RefSeq, a predicted model, not a curated record